GGUCAUCGCCGUCGCAUGGAAAAUCCGCGCAGUUCGUGGUUGCGCGACCAUCGAAGAGGACAGGUCUCUACACACAUUCGGUCCCGUAAGGGUUUCAGUGACGUUUGUGCUAGCGUAGGAGAUAGGCAGAGGAAGGAAGAUUGACAUAUUAAGCACAUACACCAGUGUGAACCGAUUGUCGCAUUGAUCAUCGAAGAUGUUCACCGGGUUAACGAAUCAGAUGUCUACAUGGAUGGGCAAGAAGGGAGAGGAAGCCGGCCCGGAGAUGCCGGCUCCCGAGAAGAUUCCCGUCGCUGAAGGCGAAGAUGCAAAUAAAAAUAGUCCGACUAAAGGCGGAAGCAAGCUGGAUAUGCUGGUUGGCGUGAAGUCUCAAAUGACGGGCUGGUUUACUGGUAUUCCGGGUCUGAGCCGUGGACAAGGAGGCGAAGGUGAAGCACAGCCCGGAGCUCCGAACGAUGCGCAGGUAUUGCAAAACACCGAGGCUGCUCCCGCCGAGGAACCGACGAAAGACGACGACGCCAGUAGAACUGCUACUGGCGGCGCGGAUAGUGGUCCCGCGAGUUUAGAAGGCUCUCCAUCCGAGGAUAAGAACGGACAGGCAUUCGGCGGCGUUUCGACGAAGGCGCUGGCAGGUGCUAAGAGCUUGGGCGGAUUUCUGUACAGUGCCGUGAACAAGGCUGGAAAGACCGUGGUCGAGGCUGGUGCCAAAGUCAAGAAGACCAUCGAGGAGAACAGAUUGGUCGCUGAGCUGAAUAAAGAACAGCAGGCUUUCAUUGCUAGCAAGCACACCGAAAAGGGUGAGGCUGUUGCACCGUGGGUCGGUGCACCUAACGAGGACGUACUACGCGAGGAAUGCUUAUCUCUGUCGACGGACCAGCGCAACUUCCUGAGACCACCACCCGAAGGAGUGGAUUUCCACUGGGACUUCGAGGCCGUGCAACCGAUGGCGGAGGCCACUCUGGCGCUCGAUCCCAACCUGCAGGAGAUGAGGUUCCGUCUGGUACCCAAAGAAAUAUCUGAAGAGAAUUUCUGGCGUAACUACUUCUACCGGGUAUCGGUCCUGCGCCAAAGCCACGAGCUGAACACAAUGGCCAAUCAGGCGGAAAACAAUGUAAACCAAACCACUACCGGAAGCGUGGAUCAACCUGAAGUUCAAGCGAGCACCGGGCAGGAAAGCGGCGGAACCGUGACGACCAGAAGUAACAGCGCGUCGGCCGAUUCGCCGGCCCACGAAUUCGUGUCCGAUAGCAUGAGGGUCUCGGACACGGACCUCGAGGAGGUCAGAGAAGGCAUGAAAAAACUGGGGAUGCAGCCGCCCAAAGCUGAAGAAGAUUGGGAACGCGAAUUGGAAGCGGAGCUGAAGGAUUACGAGGUAGUGACAGGAAACGAGGAGAGGAACGCGACUACGGGCAGCGACGCGUUGGAUAAAGACGAUUGGGAGAAGCAGAUUGACGACUUGCUGGAGAACGACGAGGACCUCAAGUGAACGGAACGGUGACAGGGAUCGUCUUUCUGAAUAGGGACGAUCUCUGUGUCUUUCUUCCAUCGACCUUCCUCCAGUCGUCUCGGUCAGAAGGGAAAGGAUCGCUCUUUCCCUUCCGUCGAGACGCGAAGGGUGGAAGAUUUUUUUUUUCGUGGAGGCCAUGGAAGAAGGGAGAAACGCGAGAGAGAGAGAGAGAGAGAGAGAAUGAGACUACGACUGUUUGUUUUACUUUUAUUUUUGAUAAGGCGACGAAAGGACGGGGAAGUCGAAAGAGGGAAGAUCGGAGGAAUAAUUUUCCUUGUUUCCUCUUCCGUGGGUUGCUUUUCUGGACAGCACGUACGGUUGCGAUCCUCGAGCACGAUGAAGAUGAGAAAAGUGACGCUGGAGCUAUGACCAUGUAAAUGAACGACGUCGCUACUCGAUCUUGCUUCUCCGUCGAUAUUCCAUCCAUCGAUGAUACACGGAUCUUCCGGAUACGGUGCGAAAUACCCGUUGUUACACCUGUGCACAGACGAUACUUUUAACGCCAUACUUAUGUCAAUUGUUAGUCGACUCGUCUUUGAUUCGCAAGGACGAAGUAUCUAUGUAAGAUUCAUUGAGGACAGAAGUGAAAAUUCCAAGUAAUUCUCUCGUUUGUAUUAUCGAUCCUCUUGAAUACAUAUUUAACGAACAAAACAACUAAAAAUAGACGAAGCUGCAUCGAGCCUGUUACGUAACUUUGCCCGAAGUGCACUAUGUAGUAUAUCGCGAGAGGAAAAAUGAAAUUGGUCGUCUCUUCAUCGGGUUCGAAGGAUCAAGGUAUAUCCGAAGUGACACAUUACACUGCCGUGUGUGCCGAAGGACACCGUUUCGAACGAGUAUCGUCGAGUAUCGUUCCCUAACGAGAAUAAGAAAAGAGACGAGCGUCACGCCUUUUCAUCUUCAAUCGUGAAUCGUUGCACGCCAAAGAUGAAUCGUGACUGGAGGAAGAAGAGAUUAGGAAAGAUUCUUGCAGAUUAACAUUUCUGUUAUUAUAAUUAUUAGACGCAUUUGUUGAUGUUGCAUCCCGAGGGAUAUCUGCGUUAUCCUUUGCGUUGAAUCUCGCCCAUUCAUUGUACGUUUGCAGUUACCGGAUAUUCUUGAACAUCGAUCGGAGUGUCCACGUCAGGAGCAAGUUAUCUUUUAAAGUUAAUUAAAAUCGUUGAUAAGAAACAACUUUCAACGUGCCGUCCAUUGAUUUCCUCGACCCCGAGUAACCGAGGCGAAACAAAAAACGGAUAAAAAGGGAUGAUGUUCUUGCAUCUUCGGUUGAAACGGGCUUCUAUCACGUGGACAUUACAAUCGAUCAGAAAAUAAUAGAACGUUUGUUUGUUGAUCGUUACGUUUGAGCGAACAAUGAAUUUACGAGGAGGAGGAGGACCGAUAAGAAAGUCUCGUAAGACUUAAAAGAGAGAUAAAUUAUGAUCGUUGUAUUGACGAUCGAGAAAAAGGUCGAGCGUCGCAUUCGAAUAAAAUUUCAUAUCCAAUUGAGACGUACGUUUCGCGUGCGCCACUGUAUCGUUGAGUCCAGGCCACUUGUUUGAUCCUUAUUAGACCUAAAAGAUUUCUUUGAUCGAAUAGAUUCUAGGCUCGACCGCGUGCACGUAUUUCAACCGUUUCGCCUGUAAAGCGGUCUCAUUCGCACUACUCGUUAGAUCGGUAAUACGGUACGUGUACGCAUAUUUAAUGUUAAGACGUCGCAAUUACUCGGGCCUAAAGUUUGUCGAGAAGCGUUAAUGAAAGACGGAAACGCGCGCCGUACAUUUAUCACGUAGAGAGAAGACGAGAUACUCAUUCGAACGCGUGCAGAAACGUUGAACGUCUUUCGUUGACCAGCUGUAUAAUAUUGUAUUCUGUGAUUCCGUUCAAAAGGCGAUCCUCGUGUUAUCUAUAUUUAGUCGAAGUUUCGUGUGUCCUCUUUGCCCCCGACUGUGAAAUGUGAGGAAACGUAAAAUACAUUUUCGCGACGAGUCCUUCAUCUUUUUGGAUGGCCAGAUCGGUGGAUCGGGAAAGUAAUAUUGAAUUAUCGUAUAAUAAUAAUGUAUAAUAUCGAUGAACGUACGUCUUUCCCUUCAAUGGCCAAAACAACAAACGAGCAUAAAACGAUUAAGUAAACAAAAUUAUACAUAGAGAAUGCGAAGGAAAAAAACAAAGAACAAAUAAAUCAUCAUGGUGUACUUCGGCAGUCCCCCUAUUUUAAGAACGACUCUGUGAAUUGUGUAAUUAAAAAAAAAGCUAUCCUAUGGUACAGUGGAUUCACUCAUACGGAUGAACACACCACCCGAUACGUAUAUAUAAAACGAUAUACAUAAAUAUACACAUGAGAAUAAAUAAAAAAUAUAUAUAUAUGUUGUUGACUCCAUUGAAAGUAUGAUAAUAUAUUAUGAAUAUUAAUGAGAGUAUAAGGAGGACAAGCAUUAAUUACGGAACUAUUAAGAGAAUAAUUAAUAUAAGUGCGGAAUGUAACAAUAAAGGUCGUGUACCUCGUGAGAAAUAAACUGAAAAUAAGUCGAUUAA
Messenger RNA from Ceratina calcarata, 4018 nucleotides. RefSeq names its product Synapse-associated protein 47kD (gene Sap47). Lineage: Eukaryota; Metazoa; Arthropoda; Insecta; Hymenoptera; Apidae. Gene Ontology annotation, cellular component: nucleus; Golgi apparatus; cytoplasm. The record is from RefSeq and is a predicted model, not a curated record. Gene Ontology annotation, biological process: regulation of short-term neuronal synaptic plasticity; TORC2 signaling. The transcript is spliced from 10 exons. Bases 197 to 1486 code for a protein of 429 amino acids.